AUGAAGGUUAGUAAUUUGCUAAUUGCUGUAGGUGUGUUCGUUUCGGUUACUCCUGUAGCUUCGCUUUCCGUGUUUCAAGAUGUCCUAGGGUUCCCAAAUUUAGACUACACUCAAACCCCAAAGAACAUUAUUCAAUCUAUUGGGAGAAACUACAAAGAGUAUUUGGGCUCUAAUGAUAUUGAAGUUCUUACCUAUGAUAAAAACCCUGCUUAUUCGAUGCGUAUGAGAGAAGUUGAUCCCUCCAAGUUGGGAAUUGAUACUGUUAAACAAUGGUCUGGUUAUUUGGAUUACGAAGAUUCAAAACAUUUCUUUUAUUGGUUUUUUGAAAGUAGAAAUGACCCAAAGAAUGACCCAAUAAUUUUAUGGUUAAAUGGAGGUCCAGGUUGUUCAUCUUUCACUGGUCUUUUAUUUGAAUUGGGACCUUCUUCCAUUGGACCAGAUUUGAAACCUAUCCAUAAUCCAUAUUCCUGGAAUAACAAUGCAUCUGUUAUAUUUCUAGAACAACCUUUGGGAGUCGGUUUUUCAUACGGUGAUGAAAGAGUUACCACUUCAAAAUUGGCUGCUCAGGAUGCGUACGUCUUUCUAGAGUUAUUCUUCAAGAGAUUCCCACAUUUAAGAAACAAUGAUUUCCAUAUUGCCGGUGAAUCUUAUGCCGGUCAUUAUAUUCCCCAGAUUGCUCAUGAGAUAGUGGUUGAAAAUCCACAAAGAUCUUUCAAUUUAACAUCUGUUUUGAUUGGUAACGGUAUCACAGAUUCAUUGGUUCAGUCGGAUUAUUACCAGCCAAUGGCGUGUGGUAACGGUGGUUACAAAGCAGUUCUAUCUAAUGAACAAUGUGAAAAAAUGACUAGGGAUGCUAAAAGAUGUAAAGUAUUAAACAAGGCUUGUUAUUUAAGUCAAAGAAGUAUCCCAUGUUUCCUAGCACUUACUUUCUGUAAUGAAGCUCUUCUAUCACCUUAUGAAACUACUGGUCUUAAUGUCUAUGAUAUUAGGGGUCCUUGCGAAACUCAGGAUGGUUUAUGUUACAAUGGUUUACAAAAUGUUGAAGAAUACAUGAACCAACGUUACGUACAAGAUGCCUUGGGCUCUGAUGUUCAUAACUAUACAGGUUGUAGUAAUGAAGUCUUUGCAGGUUUUAUCUUAACCGGUGAUGAAGCUAAACCAUUCCAACAAUUUAUUGCCGAACUUCUAGAUAGAGACAUUCCUGUUUUAAUUUAUGCUGGUGAUAAGGAUUAUAUAUGUAAUUGGUUAGGUAACCAUGCUUGGACUGAUAGCCUUGAAUGGAAAGACCAUGAUGAAUAUCAAGUUGCACCUAUGAAUGACUGGAUCCUUCCUGAUACUUUAGAAGCUGCUGGUCAAAUAAAGAAUUUUGGAGCAUUGACAUUUGCCAGAAUUUACGAUGCAGGUCAUAUGGUUCCUUAUGAUCAACCUGGAGCAAGUUUGGAAAUGGUAAACCAAUGGAUUUCAAAUCUCCAACUUCGUUCCUAA
Molecule: messenger RNA, 1485 nt
Organism: Maudiozyma saulgeensis
Lineage: Eukaryota; Fungi; Ascomycota; Saccharomycetes; Saccharomycetales; Saccharomycetaceae
Source: the annotation of a GenBank genome assembly